AUGGACCUGCCCCCGCAGCUCUGCUUCGCCCUCUAUGUGGCAGCCUUUGCGCUGGGCUUUCCGCUCAACGCCCUGGCCAUCCGGGGGGCUGUGACCCAUGCCCGGCUCCGCCUCACCCCCAGCCUGGUCUACGCCCUCCACCUGGGCUGCUCCGACCUGCUGCUGGCAACUUCUCUGCCCUUGAAGGCGGUGGAGGCCCUGGCCGAGGGAUCCUGGCCCCUGCCGGCCGAGCUCUGCCCGGCCUUUGCCCUGGUCCACUUCGCCCCACUCUACGCGGGCGGGGGCUUCCUGGCUGCCCUGAGCGCCGGCCGCUACCUGGGCGCUGCCUUCCCUUUGGGCUACCAAGCCAUCCGGAGGCCCUGCUAUUCCUGGGGUAUAUGUGUGGCCAUUUGGGCCUUUGUUCUCUGUCACCUGGGGCUGGUCUUUGGGCUGAGGGUUCCGGGAGGCCAGGAGGACAAUACCACCAACUCCCUGGGCAUCAACACAGCUGUCAACGGCUCUCUGGUGUGCCUGGAGGCCUGGGACCCAGCCUCAGCCGGCCCUGCCCGCCUCGGCCUCUCCCUCCUGCUCUACUUUUUGCCCCUGGCUGUCACGGCCUUCUGCUACGUGGGCUGCCUCAGGGCGCUGGCCGCCUCGGGCCUGAGCCACAGACGGAAGCUCAGGGCGGCCUGGGUGGCCGGGGGCGCUCUGCUCACGCAGCUGCUCUGCUUAGGGCCCUACCACGCCUCCAAUGUGGCUGGCUUUCUGCACCCCAACAUGGGAAGCUGCUGGCGGAAGCUGGGGCUCAUCACCGGUGCCUGGAGCGUGGUGCUCAACCCCUUGGUGACCGGCUACUUGGGCGGGGGCACCAGUCAGGGGACAGUGUGUGUGGCAAGAACAAAAGGGGGGACAUCCCAGAAGUAG
Molecule: messenger RNA, 903 nt
Organism: Talpa occidentalis (Iberian mole)
Lineage: Eukaryota; Metazoa; Chordata; Mammalia; Eulipotyphla; Talpidae
Gene: FFAR1
Product: free fatty acid receptor 1
Exons: 1
Coding region: 1-903 (300 amino acids)
Biological process (GO): G protein-coupled receptor signaling pathway; positive regulation of cytosolic calcium ion concentration; positive regulation of insulin secretion
Cellular component (GO): plasma membrane
Molecular function (GO): bioactive lipid receptor activity
Source: RefSeq, a predicted model, not a curated record